Molecule: messenger RNA, 1254 nt
Organism: Eurytemora carolleeae
Lineage: Eukaryota; Metazoa; Arthropoda; Copepoda; Calanoida; Temoridae
Exons: 4
Coding region: 1-1254 (417 amino acids)
Source: RefSeq, a predicted model, not a curated record
AUGGUGCCAUCGUCAUUUUGCAACAAAUGCUUGGAAGACAGGAAAACAAGACUGGUAACAAAGGGACCACAAAAGCAGCUUUACACCAAGCUAAAAAAUAAUUGGUUAAAAUUCAGACCUAAGGUUGAGGAGAACUUUCAGCUCGUGGUUAAGUUCAACUAUGAAACUUCAACUUUAGUAGAACAGAACUUGGCUAUUAAAGCUAAGGACUACUGUGAAAAAAUGAUGUUAGAAAGAAAGUUUCAGAGAGGAGAUUAUGAAUACUUAAAUAAGCUUAUCUACUUCUAUCUAGGUGGAGAAAUCCCAAACUUCAAAUUCAGGCAACCUUCGGCUUGUCAUGAGGCCAGGUUUAUGAGUGACAGUCUAUAUAUCCUUGUUCUUUUCAUGACAUCAAAUAUUUUAGAACUUUUAGAUGAAAGCCAGAUUGAAAAAUUCAAGCAGCUUAGCAAUUAUAUAGCACUAUUUCAUGGACCUAACUUUUUAAGAUGUGGUCUCACUGAACAAGCUCCGAACUUGGAUCUAACUCUUGUUAAAGAACUACAUCUGUAUCGUAGCAUUGACGAAAAAAUAACCGAUUCAGUUGUUAAAUCUAUCAACCUGCACUCCUGGUAUUUAACGUCAAAUUUGGUUGUUUUAUGUCUUGCAGAUGCAACCCUUCCCUCAGAGGAAAGAGAAAAGGUAGCAAAAAAACUUUUUGAAACUGAAAAACCUGCUGCUUUUGAAAAGAUUAAGCCAAGUCUACCGGAACUUUCUCCAGAAACGCAGUUGGUUGAUUGCGUAGGUCCCGAUAGCUGGUUGAUUUUUGACAUUUUGAAUCUUUAUGACAAUGAAUGGCUUCAAAUUGACGCCGAAAACUGGUCCUUCUUUGGGAAUUAUCGAACAUUCGAAAAGUUUGCGAAAAAUCUAAAAAGUAUUAAUGAUUUUGCAGAAAGAAAUAUCCGUCUUAUUCAAGAUUUUGUUCUUUCUUCUCCAGUAGAGGAUAGAAGACAAAACAAUAUUAUGUCGGCAAAAAACCAUAGACAAAUCCUAACAAAAACAUUGACCAAGGAAAAUGAAACACCGCUUACUCUGGCUGCUGCACAUGGCCAUUCCUCAGUUGUGGAGAUAAUAGAAAAUGCACAGAAAAGGAAGCCAGGAAGCAGAAAGGAAGAAAAGGAAGUUAGGAGGCAGAAAGGAAGAAAAGGAAGCCAGGAGGUAGAAAGGAAGAAAAGGAAGUUAGGAGGCAGAAAGGAAGAAAAGGAAGCCAGGAGGUAG